Neoarthrinium moseri is the source of this 1011-nucleotide messenger RNA. RefSeq lists its product as uncharacterized. The record is from RefSeq and is a predicted model, not a curated record. NCBI's taxonomy places the organism in Eukaryota, Fungi, Ascomycota, Sordariomycetes, Amphisphaeriales, Apiosporaceae. Gene Ontology annotation, cellular component: cytoplasm. Gene Ontology annotation, molecular function: phosphoribosylaminoimidazolesuccinocarboxamide synthase activity. The transcript is spliced from 3 exons. The coding region runs from base 1 to 1011 and encodes 336 amino acids. Gene Ontology annotation, biological process: 'de novo' IMP biosynthetic process.
AUGCCCUCUCCAGCUGUGACCUCGGUCGAGGUCUCAUCCUUGCCCUUGGUUGCGACGGGCAAGGUCCGGAACCUGUACGAAAUCGACCAGUCGACCCUCCUCCUGGUGGCCAGCGAUCGCAUUUCGGCCUAUGAUGUCGUUCUCCAGAACGGAAUCCCCGACAAGGGCAAGAUCCUGACCCAGGUUUCGAGUCACUGGUUCUCAGUCCUCGCCGAGAAGAUCCCAACCCUCAAGCACCAUCUUCUUACCCUCGCCCCUCCAUCCUCCCUGACGCCUGCCGAGCGCUCCCUCGUCGAGGGCCGAUGCAUGCAGGUCAGGAAGCUCAAUGUGCUUCCCAUCGAGGUCAUUGUAAGGGGCUACAUCACCGGAAGCGCAUGGAGCGAGUACACCGAGAAGGGCACCGUCCACGGCAUCCCGCAGCCCGCUGGUUUGCAGUACUGUGCCGCCUUCCCGGACGGUCCCAUCUACACGCCGUCUACCAAAGCUGUCCAGGGCGAGAAGGACGAGAACAUUACUCCAGACCAGGCGCGCAAGAUUGUAGGCGACAAAGUCGCCGAUAGGAUCGCCGAGCUCUCCGUCACCAUCUACAAGGCCGCGGCCGAAUACGCCAAAGCCCGGGACAUUAUCAUUGCGGACACCAAAUUCGAGUUUGCCUACGACGAAGCCAGCGAUGACAUAGUGUUGGUGGAUGAAGUCUUGACACCCGACUCAUCGCGAUUCUGGCCAGCGGAUGCCUAUGAAGUUGGGCGGGAGCAGGAUAGCUUCGACAAGCAAUAUCUGCGAAACUGGCUGACGUCUAACAAGUUGAAAGGGAAAGAAGGCGUGGAGAUCCCCGAGGACAUCGUAUCGCAAACAAGGGAAAGAUACAACCAAAUCUUCGAGGUACUUACAUCCCCCGUUCCCUCGUCCGUUUGUGCUCAAGGAUUUGUAUGCCUCGGCCAUCUCGGCGCAGUAUCGAAACGUGCCCACAUUGCAGAGAUACUAACAUUUAUUGAUGGCUAUAGCGAUUGA